Messenger RNA from Epithele typhae, 1389 nucleotides. RefSeq names its product cyclopropane fatty acid synthase. NCBI's taxonomy places the organism in Eukaryota, Fungi, Basidiomycota, Agaricomycetes, Polyporales, Epitheliaceae. Bases 1 to 1389 code for a protein of 462 amino acids. The record is from RefSeq and is a predicted model, not a curated record. The transcript has 11 exons. Gene Ontology annotation, biological process: lipid biosynthetic process.
AUGACCGUCGCAAGCCUCCACGCCCCGACGCUCAGAUCCUACCUCGUUUCCGCCAACCAUUUCCCAGAGAAACUGUAUUCCUUGGUUGACAGCUACGCCCGGGCCGCCAUAUUCAACAUCUUCGCCGACGGCAUCAUCAACGGCCACCUCGUCGUCGACGACGAUCAUGGUAGCCACUCCUUCGGGAACCCUGACACGUCACUCCCCACCGUCACCCUGACGGUUCGCAAAGAUCGGAUGUGGACCCGUAUCAUGUCGUCCAGCGACAUUGGCUUCUCCGAGGCCUACCUCAAUGGGGACUUUGACGUCUCUAGCAUGAAGCACCUCCUCGAUCUGUGGCUCGACAAUCGUGCCACGCUGACCGGCCUUAGCAGCACCUUCAGUGCGCUCUGUUCGCGGUACUCUGCGAUCGCCAUCGGUGCCCUGGGCAUCCGUCAGACCCUGCACAUGUCCCGCAGGAACGUGGAAGUCGCUUACGACACGUCCAACAGCUUCUUCAAGUGCUUCCUCAGCGACGAGAUGAUGUACUCGUGCGCGAUCUGGAGCGACGCCGAAGGCGGCCCACGCGGCGAUCUCGUCGGUGGCCCACGCCCCGGCGACCUCGAAGCUGCCCAGCUCCGCAAGAUCCACGCGCUCCUCGCCAAGGCUCGCGUCCGCCCGGGCGACCGCCUGCUCGAGUUUGGCUCCGGCUGGGGAGCCAUGGCCAUCCAGGCGGCGCUCCUCGGCUGCACCGUCGACACCGUCACGCUGUCUCGCGAGCAGAAGGCUGAGACCGAAGAGCGAGCGCGCAAGGCCGGGGUCGCCGAGCGCGUCCGCGUCCAUCUGUGCGACUACCGCCAGCUCCCGCCCGAGUUCGCCGGCGCGUUUGACGCCUUCGUGUCCUCCGAGAUGAUCGAGGCCGUGGGCUCGCGCUAUCUCGGCCAGUUCUUCCGCAUCCUAGACUGGGCACUCAAGCCUGAUCGCGCGACGAUUGUCAUCACGGCCACGUCUCAGCCCGAGCAUCGGUGGUCCGAGUACCAGCCGGACGAUUUUGGGCGCCACUACCAUUGGCCGAACUCCCAGCUCCCAAGUGCCACAUCGCUCCCUGUCGCCGUGCAAAGCGCCGUGCCCGGGAAGUUCAUCUUCCACAACCUAGAAGACCAUGGCGUCCACUACCCGCGCACUCUCCGGGAGUGGGGCCGACGCCUGGAGGCGAACUUCUCCGGCGCGGUCGUCGCGGAGCUGCAGAGCCGGCACCCGCAGCUCUGCGAUCCCGCGGCGCUCGCCGCGUUCAAGCGCAAGUGGACGUACAUGUUCGUCUACGCCGAGGUCGGCUUCGCGCGCGCGUACACGUCCCUCUUCUGCUGGACCUUCGCCCGCCCGGAGAACAUCAUCGAACCGUGCGAUUGA